AUGGCGCAACACUCACACACAACUUUAUCAACAGUACCCGACAACAUCACGACGUGGGAAUGGGCGUUCGAGAGUAAAUCCUACUCGCCCCUUUACAACGCCCAGUCGGGGCCUUCGCGCGGCUACAUCAACGCCGACACCAAGGAGCGGCUGGACUGGGCUCAGGUCAAGACCAAAGCCACGCUCUUGAGCACGGCGCUGGUCAGGGAAUACGGGUUCAAGCCGGGCGACACGGUGUCGUUGUUCAGCACCAAUACGAUAUGGUACCCUGUUGCCAUGUGGGCCGUUGUCAGAGGUGGCGGUCGAGUCAACGGUGCCAGCCCAGCUUACAACCUCGAGGAAAUGAGUUACGCGCUCAGAGUGGCCAAGACGAAGAUCCUCAUGACACUACCCAAGAGCUUGGACGUCGCGUUGGCCGCCGCGAGGGACGUCGGUAUCCCUGCGUCGCAUGUGUUUCUGCUGGAAGGCCAUGCCGAGGGGUUCAAGAGCAUACAAGAUCUCAUGGACGCGGCCGCACGGGCUCGCUACGAAGAACAGAAACCCUGGAGCAUACCCUCUGGAAUGACCAACGCCGAUGUUUGCGGAUAUCUGAAUUUUAGCAGCGGGACGACGGGGCUUCCUAAAGCUGUCAUGUUGAGCCAUCAAAACAUCAUCGCACAGUGCCAUCAACUUAGGCAGCUACAGGCGCCGGGACAGUACAAGAUUCUAGCGGUGAUGCCGUUAUUCCACAUCACCGGAGUGGUCCGAUUCUGCCAUUACCCCGUCUUCAUGAACGGGGAUAGCGUCAUGUUACCGGCGUUCACGAUGGAAGCCAUGCUCAACGCAAUCUGCGAGUUUCAGAUGAAGGAAUUGAUCUUGGUGCCGCCCAUCAUCAUCCGGCUGGUGCGGGACAAGAUCGUCGACAAUUAUGACCUUCGGCACGUGGAGAGGUGGUCUUCCGGCUCGGCGCCCAUCUCGCCGGAGAUUAUAUCGUUGUUACAGAAGAAGUUCCCCUGGACGGGAUUCAGGCAGGGGUACGGAGCGACCGAGUCGACGGCGUGCAUAACUGCGCACCCGCCCUCGCACUAUGACUACAAGUACGCGACGACGGGGGGGAUGUUGGUCGCCAACACCGUCGCGAAAGUUCUCGACUUGACGACCGGCGAGGAGCUGGGCCCCAACCAGACGGGCGAGAUAUGCGCAAAGGGCCCACAGAUCGCGAUGGGGUAUCUCGACAAUGCCGCCGCGACCGCCGAGACCUUUGACGCCGACGGAUUCUUCCACACGGGCGACGUAGGCCACUUUGACGACGAGGGCCUGGUGCAUAUCGAGGAUCGCAUAAAGGAGAUGAUCAAGGUCAAGGGCCUGCAGGUGCCGCCGGCCGAGUUGGAAGAUUUGUUGCUCGGUCACGAGGUGGUCGAGGACUGUGCGGUGCUGGGGAUCGCAGAUGAGUACGCCGGCGAAAGGCCAAAGGCGUACGUUGUGCUGAAACAGGGUGUGGACCCAACCGAAGCCGUCGGGAGGAUGUUGUUGAAGUUCGUCAAGGAGAAGAAGGUGCGCUACAAGUGGAUCGUCGAGGUCGAGUUCACCGACCAAGUGCCCAAGAGCCCGACGGGGAAGUUGCUGAGGCGGAUACUAAAGGUCAAAGAUAAAGAGCCGGGAAGGAAACGAGGUGUGAGGGUCAGAGAUGAUACUGAAAGGGCCAGGCUAUAG
Exophiala spinifera is the source of this 1692-nucleotide messenger RNA. RefSeq lists its product as uncharacterized. Gene Ontology annotation, molecular function: CoA-ligase activity. The record is from RefSeq and is a predicted model, not a curated record. Lineage: Eukaryota; Fungi; Ascomycota; Eurotiomycetes; Chaetothyriales; Herpotrichiellaceae. The transcript is spliced from 4 exons. Bases 1 to 1692 code for a protein of 563 amino acids.